Talaromyces marneffei is the source of this 1365-nucleotide messenger RNA. RefSeq lists its product as uncharacterized. Bases 1 to 1365 code for a protein of 454 amino acids. The record is from RefSeq and is a predicted model, not a curated record. Gene Ontology annotation, biological process: protein localization to plasma membrane. NCBI's taxonomy places the organism in Eukaryota, Fungi, Ascomycota, Eurotiomycetes, Eurotiales, Trichocomaceae. The transcript has 5 exons. Gene Ontology annotation, cellular component: plasma membrane.
AUGCGGUACUAUAUUGCCAGCGCAAACGAGUAUCUCGUCAUUACCGGUGCCGGUAUUGAUGAUUUACGUAUCUGCAAAAAGGCACUGGUGUACCCAUGGCAGAAGAUGUCCCGGAUUUCGGUCAUGCCCUUUGACUUCUCCCUGAACCUCCAGGCUAUGACACUCGAGAAGCUUCAGUUCGCACUUCCAGCUGUGUUUACUAUUGGUCCCGACAACGAGAUGGACGCUUUGAAGAAAUACGCUCUCUUACUCUCUGGAAAUACGGAUGGAACCGGCCAGCCAAAGAAUGAAAUCAAUCAACCAGCUCGACGCAAUCAUGUGCAGGACAUUGUCAAGGGUAUCAUCGAGGGUGAGACUCGUGUCAUUGUGUCUAGUAUGACCAUGGAGGAAAUUUUCAAGGAGCGUCAGAUUUUCAAGACAAAGGUCAUCGAGAACGUCCAGAACGAACUGCAGCAGUUUGGCCUACGAAUCUACAAUGCCAACGUCAAAGAACUUCAAGAUACCCCAGGCAGCGAAUACUUUGCCUUCCUCAGCCGCAAGGCCCACGAAGGCGCUCUCAACCAAGCCAAGAUCGACGUCGCUGAAGCUCGCAUGCGCGGUGAAAUUGGCGAAGCCGAGAAGAAAGGUCGCACAAAGCAAGAAAUCUCCAAAAUCGAUGCCGAGACCGCCGUGCUUGAAACCAAACGUAAAGCCGAAAAGGCCAAGGCCGAUUCAGAAUUGACGAGCCGGCAGAUUGAAUUGGAGCGGGAUAUUCGUAUGGCCAAGAUCGGCGCUCAGCGUCAGACUGAGAUGCGAGAUGCGGAGUUGCAGAAGAAUGUUGAGUCGAAGCGUGCGGAGACGGAGCUUGAGCGUCUGCGUGCAACGGAUGUUACCAAGAGCAAGAUUGCGCGUGAGUCGGCGCAGGAGAAGGCCGAUGCUACCUUUUAUACGGAGCAGAAAGCUGCUGAUGCCGCGUUUUACAAGCAGAAGAUGGAAUCUGAUGCAUCCUACUACCGCCAGAAGCGUGAAGCAGAAGGUAUCCAAGAGACCGCCAAAGCCUACAAGGCCAUGGUCGACACCCUCGGCGGCCCUCAAGGCUUCUUACAAUUAAAGAUGAUCGAAUCCGGCAUGUACGAGCGUCUGGCCAAAGCCAACGCCGCCGCCGUCAACGGCAUGCAGCCCAAGAUCACUACUUGGAACACCGGCUCUGCAGCCGGCGAAGCAGAUGCUACUGCAUCUAUUCGCAACAUUAUGCAGUCUCUGCCCCCAUUGUUUAGCACUAUCCAUGAACAGACUGGCAUCGCGCCUCCAACUUGGAUUGCGCAGAUGCCACAGGUUAGCACCAACGGUGCUGUUGUCGCUCCCAAGAAGGUCAAUGGCAACUGA